AGGACAGCCAGCCCGCAGUACGCAUGCGCCGACAGCCAGCUGACGAAAUGAGGAAGAAGGAUUUUUCUGACGACAGUUAGGAGAUCGUCGUCACAAUGGCGGCUUUAAUCCGCGACGUCGUUUCCCCGCCAACCGCACCAACACCGCCAGCGCCCUCGCCUGCUGCUCCUCCUGGACCAGGAGCAGGAGCCACAGUGGUUCGCGGCAAAAAGCGUCCCUCUAGCCCUGGGAACGGCAGCUCCGCUAAGAAGAAACGGCUGGCGACGCCGGGUGGCGGCGGAGGAAGUUGUUCGCAGAGUGCCGGUUCAGAGACUGUGAAUGAAAAUAAAACUGUGACCACAGAUCCCAGCACAGGGCCAGUAGAAACGUCUAUCAAGCCAUUGCCUUUUAAGGCUCCAAGCUUCAUUCACUCUGGCAUUGGUGGAGCUGCAGCUGGCAAGAAGAACAGAACCUGGAAGAACCUGAAACAAAUCCUUGCAUCAGAAAGGGCAUUGCCAUGGCAACUGAAUGAUCCAAGCUAUUUCAGUAUUGAUGCUCCUCCUUCCUUUAAACCAGUCAAGAAGUACUCUGAUAUUUCAGGACUUCCCGCAAACUAUACUGAUCCACAAAGCAAACUGAGAUUUAGUACUAUUGAGGAAUUUGCCUACAUUCGGAUGCUUCCUUCUGAUGUUGUUACGGGUUACCUCACUCUAAGGAAAGCAACAACUGUUGUUCCCUGAGAAGUGGAAAGAAAGCCAAACCCUUGUUUGAAAGGCUGACUGUGAAAAUCAUUGUGCAUGUGUGUGUAUAUAAUAGGCUAAAGUUUUUAGAAUUAAAAUAUGGAUUCCAGUUACUGAUUUAA
Rhineura floridana is the source of this 841-nucleotide messenger RNA. RefSeq names its product INO80 complex subunit C (gene INO80C). Bases 96 to 719 code for a protein of 207 amino acids. Gene Ontology annotation, biological process: chromatin remodeling. The transcript has 5 exons. NCBI's taxonomy places the organism in Eukaryota, Metazoa, Chordata, Lepidosauria, Squamata, Rhineuridae. Gene Ontology annotation, cellular component: Ino80 complex. The record is from RefSeq and is a predicted model, not a curated record.